AUUUCUCUCUCACACAUCUCCAAAAUCCCUAGAAACGAACCCCUAAAAUCCUCUCUUUAUCUCUCCGCUCCACUCUCAGGCCUUCUCUAUCCUCUUCUCUUUCUUCUUCUACAUUUUCAAGCUCAGAUCUCAACGAGGGAUUUGAGCCAUUUUUCUGCAAAAAAAAUACCCAAAAAAUAGGCAUUUCUUCGAGCUUGAGACAGAUUUCAUAGAAGAAUUUCGGCAUUUUGUUGAAUCAGAUGUCUCGCAUAUGAGAUGAAGAGCGAUACCCAUUUCACCAUUCAUUCUUUGCUUCAAAUUUUCCUCUUCUUCGGCACUCUUUUGUGCCUAGCUUCUUCUGAAGAGUUUCUUCAAGUUUCCGGCCAUGGCGGCGGCGGCGGACUGACCGACGCUGAAGCUCACUACAUCCGUCAACGGCAACUUCUUUACUACAGAGAUGAAUUUGGCGACCGUGGUGAAGAAGUCACCGUCGAUCCUAAGCUGGUUUUUGAAAACGACAGGCUUAGAAAUGCUUACAUAGCUUUACAAGCUUGGAAGCAAGCGAUUCUAUCUGACCCUUUGAAUCUUACUCUUAAUUGGGUUGGAUCUGAUGUUUGUAGUUACAAAGGGGUUUUCUGUGCUGAGGCGCCGGAUAAUUCCUCGAUCCGUACAGUUGCCGGAAUCGACCUCAACCAUGGCGACAUUGCCGGCUACUUGCCGGAGGAGCUCGGCCUUCUUGUGGAUCUUGCAUUGUUCCAUAUCAACUCCAACCGGUUUUGCGGCACUGUGCCUCACAAGUUUAAGCACUUGAAGAUGCUGUUCGAGUUGGAUCUGAGCAACAAUCGCUUCGCCGGAAAGUUCCCUCGGGUGGUUCUCGAGCUGCCGGAGCUGAAGUUUUUGGAUCUGAGGUUCAAUGAGUUUGAAGGGACCGUUCCUAAAGAGCUUUUCGACAAGGAUUUGGACGCCAUUUUCAUCAAUCACAAUAGAUUCCGGUUUGACUUGCCGGAAAAUUUCGGGAACUCGCCGGUUUCGGUGAUUGUUCUUGCGAAUAACAAAUUUCACGGCUGUGUACCGGGGAGUAUUGGGAAUAUGACGAGGUUGAAUGAGAUUAUUUUGAUGAACAAUGGGUUUCGGUCGUGUUUGCCUGCGGAGAUUGGGUUGCUGAAGAAUCUGACGGUGUUGGAUGUGAGUUUUAAUGAGUUUCUUGGGGCGUUGCCGGAAACGAUCGGUGGAAUGGUGAGUUUAGAGCAGCUGAAUGUGGCGCAUAAUUUCUUGUCCGGGAAGGUUCCGGAGAGUAUCUGUAAGUUGCCGAAUCUGAAGAACUUUACCUAUUCGUAUAAUUUCUUUACUGGAGAAGCGCCGUCGUGCUUGGCGUUGCCGGGCUUUGAUGAUCGGAGGAACUGUAUUCCGAAGCGGCCGGUGCAACGUUCGGAGAGGCAAUGUAAGUCGUUCUUGUCUAAGCCUGUGGAUUGCAGUUCUUUUGGAUGUCCUUCUUAUGUUGCUCCGUCGCCACCUGUGGUGGUGCCUUCUCCGCCACCUGUUGUUGUUCCAUCUCCGCCGCCACCUGACUGGGAUUCACACCCCAUUUACCGACCACACUCUCCCCCUCCCCCGCCUCCACCUUCCCCACCUCCGCCUUCUCCACCGCCGCCUGUCUACUCUCCUCCCCCACCACCACCUUCCCCACCUCCGCCUUCUCCCCCGCCCCCACCUCCCCCAUCUCCUCCGCCGCCUUCACCUCCACCGCCCUCACCCCCUCCGCCGCCCCCACCAGUUUACUCUCCACCCCCACCACCGCCUUCUCCUCCCCCACCAUCGCCGGUGUAUUGUGUACGUCCAUCACCCCCACCGCCACCACCAAACUCUCCCCCACCUCCUCCUCCAUUAUUCUCUCCACCCCCACCUGUUUACUAUUACAACUCACCGCCACCGCCCAACUCUCCACCACCACCACCAAUGUACUCUCCUCCGCCACCGCCCCACUCACCACCUCCUCCACCGCAUUCACCACCACCUCCAAUCUAUCCUUACCUAUCUCCCCCACCUCCACCUGUCUAUUCCCCUCCUCCACCUGUCUAUUCCCCACCUCCACCCGUCUAUUCCCCGCCACCACCACCGCCAUGUAUAGAGCCUCCCCCACCACCACCGCCGCCGUGUAUAGAGUAUCAUGAACCCCCACCGCCACCAUCACCAUCACCACCGCCACCCAUCCAAUACCUGCCUCCACCAUCUCCUUCCCCCCCACCACCACCGCCACCCACCCCAGUUUUCCAUUCACCUCCCCCACCAAUUUAUUACUCUCCACCACCACUUCCGUCGCCUCCUCCACCCUCAUCCCCACCACCAUCACCCGUAUACGAAGGCCCAUUGCCACCAAUCUAUGGAGUUUCGUACGCCUCUCCUCCACCUCCACCCUACUAUUGAUUCUUUUAAGAAAUUUUCCUCCUCUAACCUUACCUCAACUCAACCACAGAAGAAGGAGAAAUUUACAAUACCAUGCCCUCGUUUAUCUUCUUCAUUGUACUGAAAUUUCCCAAAUCUUUUCAUUAUUUUUCCCCUUUCAGCAAUGCUCAUCGCUCUCUGGGGAAGAAUAAUAAGACUUUUAAGGAUUAUAUUUAUUUCUGCAAGGGUCACGUCAUGUUCUUCUCUCUUACAUAAACGUCAUUACUUGUUUAAAGAACAAAAAAAAAAAAAAUCCAUACACAGGGAGUGUAAGGGUAAGAGGGAAAGUCUCUUCUUAUUUGUUUGAAUUGUUAUGGAUAUUUGAAUUUGUGAAAUAAAUGGCAGAGAAGAGUGGAAGUGCAGAGAAUGUUUAUGUUUCAAAAAAAAAAGAAAAAAAAAAAAAUUGAAUGUAUAGCGAUGAAUUGAAGAAACUCUUAUUCAGAGACAAUGUGAAACUGCUGCUGCUUUCUGGCU
This is a messenger RNA of Cucurbita maxima (winter squash), 2895 nucleotides long. Its product is annotated as leucine-rich repeat extensin-like protein 4. The record is from RefSeq and is a predicted model, not a curated record. The transcript has 2 exons. Gene Ontology annotation, molecular function: protein binding. Lineage: Eukaryota; Viridiplantae; Streptophyta; Magnoliopsida; Cucurbitales; Cucurbitaceae. The coding region runs from base 256 to 2403 and encodes 715 amino acids.